AGUAAUAGCCUUCGUGCUUUAAAGAAAUUAGCAGGGGCGAAAAUGGAACAUAACUCUUUGAAUAUGGGGGAUGGUAUUCUAUCUAAUGAGGACUUCCAAAGAAUCAAAGAACUGAAGGCUAAAAAGGAUGCGAGGACUGUUUUAGCACAACAUGGAUUUAAGAUUCCCAGCUCAGACCAGCUUAGUACUAAAAGAGUUGAUGCUGCUAAACUUGAGGCCAACAUACGAAAGAAGCUUAGCAAGGAAGAGAGACUGGCGAUUAUUAGGGCUGGCAGAGAGGAUAGAGGGAGAUACCAGGCUAAAACAGCUCUGAAAAAGAAAAAGACGGGUGGUUCAAGCAAUAGGCAAAAAGAGAGCAAAAAACGCAUGCCAUCCGCGGCAAAGAAAGCCAAGGUAGCAAGAUCUAAGAUAGACAAAAAGAGGAAACAACAACGCGCUGGCAAACAAUUUCGAGGGAGAAAAGCUUGGAAGUAAAGUGAAGGCUAGUCAUCUUCUUUUCAAUUUUGUCAAAAGAAAAAGCAGAGAAGCAGAAAAUGUACUUGCUCUAUUAUUGGUGUAAUUUUAUUUGAUUGUGCAAUUUUGAUCCUAAUUUAUUGUAGACAAAAAAUAAUGUCAGAGUAAAUUUUUAUUUGAAAGAGCAGAGCGAUUUUCUCUCUUUGCCUGUACAACUUU
Messenger RNA from Nicotiana tabacum (common tobacco), 672 nucleotides. The record is from RefSeq and is a predicted model, not a curated record. Lineage: Eukaryota; Viridiplantae; Streptophyta; Magnoliopsida; Solanales; Solanaceae.